AUGGCUUUGACUCGCAAUAAAAACCCAGAAGGAUCGACAGAGGACAAAUAUAACAAUUUUUUGCUGAUUCAAGAGCAAUUGCAAAAAUUGAUGGAGAGUAUGAAUGAUCGAAAUGUGAGGACAGAUAAAGAAUUGUUGGAAAUCAAGCAAGCCAUUGGUGGUAUGAAGCAGAGAGACAAGGAAUUGGAUAAUUGCAGAGGUGAAUCUUCUGCUGGAGGUGACAAUUCUAGAGAAUUGAGGCAGUUGAACACAAGUAGAGACAUUCAGACUGGAGUAACUGGUAAUUUUCUCACUCAAUGCUCUAGGUUAGAUUUCCCUAGAUUUUCUGGACAAGAUCUGAAAACAUGGUUGUAUAAGGUGGACCAAUUCUUUUCUAUGGAUGAAAUUCCUUAUAGUCAGAGGGUCAAGGUCACAUCAAUUCACUUAGAUGGGGAAGCUAUUGGUUGGCAUAGGUCAUAUAUGAAAGUUAGGAACACUGUUGUAGACCCUACUUGGACAGAGUAUAUUUUAGCUUUGAAUGAAAGGUUUGGGGAUGGAUAUGAAGAUUCAAUGGAAUCCAUUAAGCACCUGGAACAAACUAGCAAUGUAAGAGCUUACCAAGCUGAGUUUGAUAGGCUGCUGACUAGGGUGAAUUUCUCUAAUAAGAAUGCCAUCAGUUGUUUCUUAGGAGGUCUCAAACCUGAAUUGAACAAAUCAGUAAGGAUGCAGGCACCAAAGACCCUGAUGCAAGCUUACAAGUUGGCUAGAUUGCAAGAGGAAGGCAAUGCUAAUAGAAGGAAGCUCUUAACUGCAGCAAAGAUGGAUGAGAAAAGGGCCAAGGGACUGUGCUUCCUUUGUGAUGAAAAGUAUGUAAGGGGGCAUGCGUGUAAGGCCAAGAAGCAGUUGUUCUUAGUAGAAUUGUGUGAAGAAGGAGAUGUAACUAUGGCAGAGGAUCUAGAACCAGAUCAGUUCCAGGACCAAGAAACAAUUGAUAACAUUGCCAAUCCUGAGAAAUGUAUGACAAUUUCAUUGCAAGCCUUCACUAGUGUCACUGGGUACCAGACCAUUAGAGUCACUGGGUAUCAUGAGAAAGGACCAUUGCAGAUUCUUAUUGAUACAACUGAUGGGAGGAAGGUACAAACUGCUUCCAUUUGUAGGAAUUUGCAGUGGUUGUUACAGGGAACUACAUUUUCUUCUGAUUUCCUAUUACUGCCAUUAGGAAAUAUUGAUAUAAUAUUGGAGGUCCAAUGGUUGAAUACAUUGGGGAGAAUUCUCUUUGAUUUUAGCAAAAAGACCAUUGAGUUCAUGCACCAAGGGAAGAAACAUGUGUUGAGAGGGGCAACCACUCAAUGUAACCACAUCCAAGCUAUCACAGCCAUAUGUGAUGACAUUCCAGUUGUUUUGGUUUCUUUAAUGGAACAAUACAAGUGUAUAUUUGAUAUUCCUACUGCAUUACCACCUCACAAAGGACCCUAUGAUCACAUAAUACCACUCAUAGACAAUGCAACACAUAUUAGUGAGAGACCUUACAGGUUUCCUGGAGUGAAGAAGGAUAUUAUUGAUAAGUUGGUACAUGAGAUGCUAGAUCAAGGAGUUGUACAGCACAAUAUUAGUCCAUAUGCAUCCCCAGUUGUGUUAGUUGGAAAAAAAGAUGGUAGUUGGAGACUUUGUAUUGAUUACAGGGAUCUGAAUCAUUUAAUAGUGAAGGAUAAAUUCCCCAUCCCUAUUAAUGAGGAUCUAUUGGAUGAUUUGGGGGUGCUGAGGUGUUCUCUAAGAUUGAUCUUAGAGCUGGCUAUCACCAAUUGA
Molecule: messenger RNA, 1785 nt
Organism: Solanum stenotomum
Lineage: Eukaryota; Viridiplantae; Streptophyta; Magnoliopsida; Solanales; Solanaceae
Exons: 4
Coding region: 1-1785 (594 amino acids)
Source: RefSeq, a predicted model, not a curated record